UUCUCAUCGUAGUAUUUGAAAUUUGAUUCAGGUGCUUUGGGUAGUGGGUCCGAUGGAUAAGUUAUCUUUAUUUACAUGAAUAGUCCCCAAUGUUUGUGAAAUGAGUACAAUUUGUUGUACAGACUCUGGAGACCGUGACACUUGUUAAUGGCCGUUUCUCACUCGCCUGUCGCUGCAUGUUAUUAAUCUCAGUCAUGAAAACGCCAGAAACCCAUUUAACCUUAAUCGAAACUUAGCAUAAUAACACUCUCCUUCUUUGUUGCACAUUUUAUUUAUUUUCUAAAAAAAACUACGCUUUUGGCUUUUGAUUAGAUUAUUAUUGCGGUGCGUUUGGUUCACUGGAGUUGUUAUUAAGCAUGAGAUGGGAAAGAGUGGGUGUACAUGGAGGUGGUGGGCCUGGGAAAAGGUGGGGCCACACCUGUAACUCUGUCUUCGGAGGUAAGCUUCUCUACGUCUUCGGUGGCUAUGGCAAAGACAACAGACAUUCCAAUAAAGUUCACGUCUUUGACACUGUUAAUCGAAUGUGGAGCGAGCCAGUGAUGAAGGGAACAUUGCCCACACCUAGGGACAGCCACAGUUGUACAAACAUUGGAGAUAAUCUGUUUGUGUUUGGGGGCACAAAUGGGAGAGAGCCUCUUAACGAUUUACAUAUUUUGGACACUUCUUCAAAUACAUGGAUAUCACCGAGUCUAAGAGGCGAUCGCCCUAAUCCAAGGGAAGGCCACAGUGCAGCACUUAUUGGAAAACGGCUUUUCAUAUUUGGUGGAUGCGGCAAAUACGAUGACACUGAAAUAUACUAUGAUGAUGUUUACGUAUUGAAUACAGGUCUCUCUCUCUCUCUCUCUAUUAUUAAGGUGGCUAAUGGUAGACUGCACGUAGCCAGUACGGAGAAUUUUGCAUUAUGACUUGCGUGUAACAAUGUGAAAUUCCGAACAACUUCAAAAACCAUCGAACUACUGAUAGAAAGAUGAGGGCAAUGGGGAGGGUAGUGAUACAAACUUUAAAUUGGUAGUAAUGGAAGAGGAAAGUGAAGAAAAACAGGAGGCAUCAGCCAGUCGUUUCUGUCUCAAAAUUUUAGUUCUCUUAGGAAUUGAACUCUAAGCAUUGCAACUCUUCAGAAAAGAAACCUCCCCUGUCUAGUAGUAUAUAAUCUGAGAGAAAGUUAGAUGAUCUCUUCAAAGGUGAACUCAAAUUGUUCUUAUCCUAUUGUUCAUAUGCAUUUUGUAUUCUACUGCUACUUAAAUCGCUAAAGUCUUGCACAGUUGUUAGGAAUCCAGUUUUUAGAUCUCAUGCAGCUCUUGGUUUUCUUUUCUAUGAAGUUUAUGGUUUUUAAUCUCACACACACAUAAAAGAAAGAGAGAGA
Molecule: messenger RNA, 1363 nt
Organism: Nicotiana tabacum (common tobacco)
Lineage: Eukaryota; Viridiplantae; Streptophyta; Magnoliopsida; Solanales; Solanaceae
Source: RefSeq, a predicted model, not a curated record